Molecule: messenger RNA, 1884 nt
Organism: Theileria parva strain Muguga
Lineage: Eukaryota; Apicomplexa; Aconoidasida; Piroplasmida; Theileriidae
Gene: PPWD1
Product: Cyclophilin type peptidyl-prolyl cis-trans isomerase/CLD family protein
Exons: 13
Coding region: 45-1868 (607 amino acids)
Biological process (GO): protein folding; protein peptidyl-prolyl isomerization
Molecular function (GO): protein binding; peptidyl-prolyl cis-trans isomerase activity
Source: RefSeq, a predicted model, not a curated record
AUUUGUUUAAUAUUAAAAUUUAACAUUAUUUUUGUAAUUUAUAUAUGCCUAACCCAGACGAAGGCUCAGAAUCUUCUAGCGAAGAUGAAUACGGACCAGCCCCUAUUCCAGCACCAAAAAAGAAAAAGAAGGUUGAGUUCGAUGAUUCCUUCUAUUUAAGCCACUUCCCGUUUGCAAAUUUUUAUAGCAGAAGCUAUACACAUAGAACAUUCGUAAAACAUGUUGUUUCAAGCCAAACAACCCGUUACAUAGCAACGGGUAGUGAUGAUGGAUGCAUUAAGUUCUGGUACUACGAUACAGAUGGAGUUCAGUUUGUAAAACAUUUGACUGCACAUACAAGCUCCAUAAUACAGAUGAGAUCUUCACUAGACGGACUUCACCUAGGUUGUAUCUCGUACGAUAAGACUUAUAAACAUAUCGACUUCCAGUCGUUUGACCUUGUAAACAUAAUAAAACUUGAAUUUGUACCCAUUUGUCUGGAGUUUAUAACAUCAGAAACGUCGCCACAUCCAGUUGUUUCAAUAUUAAAUUCAAACCAAGAAGUACACAUUUUUAAGCCUACACUUCAAUCGACGAUGGUCCAGAAGUUUGAAAUCGGAACAAAAAGUCCACACAUCAUGCUUUUUAACCCAAAAGCUGGAGUGUGCUUGACGGCAAACAGGUUAGGGGAUGUAGAUUUGUACGAUGUGGAAACAUUUAAGUUCCCCAAAUAUUCAGAAGAAUUCAGAGUGAGAAUGAAGAGUGAUACAGAUUUAUAUGAAAUAAGAAAGUAUAAUACUCAUGUUGUGUCAAUGUGUUUAUCGCCAAAUUUCAACCUAGUAGCAAUGUAUUGCCAUGAUGGCAUGAUAAGAAUAUUCCGAUUCGCAACAAUGAAGCUAUUCAGAGUUUAUGACGAGACAGUAACAAUGUACUCAGUGGCGCAGACUGACCCAAAUCAGUCCAUUUUACACUUUGAUCCAGCAGAUUUCUUGAGAAGACAGUCAAUUGAGAACGAAAUAAACAAAGCAGGAAAAGAUGAGGGGGAAUACAUGAAUUUGUUAUUUGACUCUUCCUCAAAUUAUCUAAUAUACCCAUCUAUGCUAGGAGUGAAGAUUGUGAAUAUAGUAACUAAUAAGUUGGUGAGAGUGAUUGGUAAAUCAGAAGCGUCUUUAAGGUAUAUGAAAAUAUCUCUAUUACAACAUGUAUUGGAUAAGAAACGUUAUAAGCCGUCAAUUGACUCAAACGAUGAUGUGUUGCCGCCAAUAUUGAUAACGACAUCAUUUCAAAAGUCAAAAAUAUAUAUUUUCACCGAGAAGGAUCCAGACGAUGAAGAAAUGGAGACAAGAGAUGUAUAUAGUGAGCAGCCCACCGAGGGGGAGAAGGGCGAAAAAACAGUUGUCGACAAGGGAGGAAAGCUGGCUAAGGAGGCGAUAAUUCAUACAAAUAAGGGUGAUAUUCAUGUAAAGUUAUUUUUGAAUGAGUGCAAAAAGACAGUGGAGAACUUCACAGUCCACUCACUAAACGGAUAUUAUAACGGGUGCACUUUCCACAGAGUUAUAAAAAAUUUUAUGAUCCAGGGAGGAGAUCCAACAGGAGAUGGAACAGGAGGAGAGUCGAUUUGGGGCAGCGAGUUUGAAGAUGAAAUACACCCGUCACUGAAGCACGACAGACCAUUCACGCUGUCAAUGGCAAACUCAGGCCCAAAUACUAAUGGAUCCCAAUUUUUCAUAACGACAGUCCCUUGUCCCUGGUUAGAUGGAAAGCACACAGUAUUCGGAAGAGUGACGAGCGGAAUGGAAAUAGUACAAACAAUAGAAAAGGUUCCGACAAACAAGGACGAUAAGCCAUUAACAGAUGUCAUCAUAGUAAACAUUAAGCCCAUAAUGUAAUGUAAUAUAAUUUUAA